AUGGUGGCCAGUUGUGUGAGCUGUCUCUCGAUCGGAAGCCGCAAGGCUGCGAGAGAGCGCAGCGAUUCUAUCGAUAGCCCCAGGGAGGCGGCGAAGCAAGUUCGCCUUCCCGCUGACAUGAGCGACAGAAGUGUCCGUAAGAAGCCCGCGAGCAAGGGUUCUUCGCCAGGGUCCUCGACACACAGUGGUUCGACCACGCAGGACCAUGAGCUCAUCUCAACCGAGUACGACUUUGCCACCUUCCCGGCCACUGUCCACGUAAGGAACCUUCCGAUUGUCGUGUUCGAUGACGAAGUGGAUGAACAGAUGGUUUGGGACUCUGGUGUCGUUAAAGAUGGCGUGGUUCAACACGCGCCCGGACCACCAGACGUUCGGGUGAAGAACCCUGUGGUAAUGUCGAACGCCUACAGAGGCUUCGUCGUCCAGCCGCAUGAAGUAAGAUACUUGCACUACCGAGAUGUUGGCAUAAUAUUUGCUCGCCCACUUGGUGGUCGCUUCAUGCAGCCCAGUAUCGACACCGUCCUUGUCUGUCGGGCUCUAGUCGACUGCCUGGGGGAGAUGAAGCAGGUGAAGCGAGUCAUUGAUGUUGGAAGCGGCUCUGGGCUGAUAGGGAAGUUUGCAGCACAUUACGCGCAAGGAGACGGAGAAUUAGAGGUUACUCUGGUAGAUAUUGACCCCGUCGCUUUCAAGUACUACCAGAGCAAUACUUUCAAUGCGCAGAAUGUGGUUGGCGCUGCUGGUCGUUCCAUAGAUUGGAAGUUUCGUGCAGAGGAUGCGGUGGCUCUUCUCAACGACGAUGCAGCUUUUGACCUUGUCGUCUCGAAUCCGCCUUACAUCCCAACCAAAGGCGAGGCAACGAGCAGCAGUUUGUCACCUUUGUCCGGAGGCUUCUGGGAGGGGGUCGGUCUGGUCGCAUAUCUCCUGAAGCUGAUCUCCGAGAGGCCUUCGGGACCAGCACGCCUGGUGAUGAUGAUCUCUUCCCUGACGCUGAAGUCGCCUGCCAUCAUCAAUGCCCUUGAAGCUGCUGAGAAAAGAGGCUGUAAGCUCCGAGUCCUCUUGGAAAGGGAGAUCGGCUGGAAAGCCUGGUACGCCGGCCCCGCGGCCCUGGACCACCUGCUUGCAAGUCAGAAAGAACUGCGCGAUCGCCGCAAAGUGGCGGGUUGCAAGUUUUUCAUCGGGGCGACGGCACCGGGCAACAGCCGAACUGGACUUGAUGGCCGCGAUGACUUGUGGGGCUACCAUUGGCAUUUUGCCUAUGUUCUAGAAGUUCAAGCACCUCGCUGUUAA
Symbiodinium sp. CCMP2456 is the source of this 1287-nucleotide messenger RNA. Lineage: Eukaryota; Dinophyceae; Suessiales; Symbiodiniaceae. The record is from the annotation of a GenBank genome assembly.